UAUAUCAUAUGCCGUUAUUUGUUUUGAAUGGUUUGUUUACUUUAGUGGAGAUAAAGUAUACUUACAGACUUCUUCAAUUAUUUCUCACAAUCUAUGCCUAUUGCAAGAGAAAUCAAGUUUGGCCAUCAGAAAUCCUUGGAAAUGGAAGUGAUAUAUGGCAGAUUUAUUAUGUCAAUCAAUGAAAAUGGGCAUUCGGGUCGUCAUUUCAUACUCUGUUUCCGAAAUAUUUGUUUGAGGACAAAGUAGCAACCAAACAUAUAUAUUCCUAUAGCUGUUUACUUUCAUUUUUCUUCUCAAGCAUCUCAUGUGAACCAGUCUAAUGUGUUGUUUCAUAGCAUUUAUUAAUGAUUAAUCAGAUUUUAGGAUUCUAAUUCUUCACCACGUUUUUUGUUGGUUUGCUUACUGUACUCACAUAUUUUAAGGCAAAUUCGGCUAUAAGACUCAUUGGUAUUUAAAGCAAUAUUGUAAUGAGUUUGAGUAUAUACAAUAAGGCGUAAGGCGCUACCUGAUCCAAUAUCGUGGGAACAGAUGGGGCCUAGGUCACAUUUUUUAAAAUUUCAUCUUUAUUCUGGGGUUUUGAGCAAUGUUCUACGUCAUGUGGUCUUUAAAUUCGUAAUUUUUCAAUAAUAAAAAUUUUAGCUGGACUUAGAAGUGGUGUAGGCUAUUUUAUAAACGUUGGAAACAAAGUCCCUAAUGGGGUUGAAAAACAGGAAGGAAUCAAAGCUGUAGUGCCAGAGGAUGUUGAUUAUGAAGCCAUUUUCAGACAUAUUAUUAAACAUAACCAGAGCUCAGGGUUUACUGAGCAUGCAUAUCUACCGAUAUUCAAAUAUAAUGAAACUAAAAUUUGUUUUUCUGUGAUUUUCUCAAAACUAAAAUUUGUGACUUACCGUAGGCCUUUUCUGUUCUCAUCUAGAAAUAUCUGUAUUCUUAGAUAUUAUGAAACUUACAUAUAUCUUGGAUUUUAGUAUAGUUAUGUCAUAAUUGAGCCACCCAUGGAGGGUUCUUUGUACAAAUGGUAUGGACCUUUUUCAAGAUGGCAUAACCGUUAUUGCAUUGUGAAUAAUGGUCAGCUUGAAUUUUAUUCAUCGAAAAAUGCUCUUCAAGAAGGACAACGUAGCCUUGAAACACAUCAUAUCUCAUUUUGUGAAAUCACUGUUGACAAAACAUCUCUCGUUGAUUGGAGUAUUCAGGUACCUUGCCAUCCCAUCAUAUAUCUGAAAACAGAUACAAAGGAAGAAAGGAGACGUUGGCUUCGAAUUUUAGGCUCUGCCAAAGCGUGUUUGACAAAUACGUCUGCAUUAAACCUAAUUAAUCCGCAAUAUUCGAACACAAUAAAUAAUGGUUCACCAGAAAGUAUUAGUACAUCAGUUCAAGAAGCUGGAGACCCUAUUACCUCACAACCGGAUAAUAAUGCAAUUGAAAUUUGUAGUCAAAUUUCAUCGGAAGAACCUUCCGAAAAUUUAAGAGAGCAAAAUAGAACUGAGACUGAUGAUGAUAAUAUUCGAGACAUCAUGGAAAAUGAAGUUAUUUUAGAUGAAAAUGCAACAAAAAAACUUACAUCAAUUUGUGAUGACAUUAGAUGCGAACUGGAUUCAUUUCAAAAAUUAUAUUGUUCUGAAGUAGUCGGUUCUAUUAAAUCCAUUCAUAAAGAUGCAAGCAAAUUGUGUUUCCAAUUUUCACUGUUUAAACAUUUUAUGCAAUCCAUGACUGGAAAACAAUUGGACCAGUUACGUCCUGAAGAUGAAUGUAGCCAGAGUGAAAUUGAAUCUCAAGUCACAAUUGACAGUGGAUAUGAAGUAAUGGCUGCUCAACCAACUCAAAUUUGUGAUGAAGAAAAAUUGAAUUUGGAAACUUUUUUUACAACUGUGAAAGUGUCUUUUCGUGAUGUCAUGAAUGAAGCAAACCAGUGUUCAUCGGAUUUAUUAUCUCUUGUGAAGACUGAAACGUAUAUGGAAGCUUGUCUGGAAUAUACUAAAUUUUUUGAUAUUUUUGCUGGCACUUUACUAAGUCCAUUGAAAAAUGACAUAUUAGGCAAUGUAGAAAAAAUUCGUAAGGAAUUUGUAAAAGAUCCUGAAAGGUAUGUUUACAUACAAUUGAUAAUCGAGGAUGAAAUUUCAAGAAAGGGACAUUUGCAUUCUGACAGUGCAACACAGGCAGUGUUAUGGAUGAUGCGUGGCUUACGAACGGUUUCUGCUUUUUUCAACUAUUCUACAACACCUGAGCAUCACAGUUUUAAAAUUGCUGCAUCUGCGUUCGAGGAAGCAUACAGUGAAUAUCUUAAACCAUAUCAUAAUUUUGUUGUUCGUAGAAUGUUCACCAUGGGACUUAAAUUGAUCCCAAACUUGGAUUAUUUUAAAAAGCAAGUAGUUUAUUGUGAUGUUGAUACCACCUCUCCCGAAGUGGAAAAUGAACUUUUUAGACAAGUACAAGAAUAUCAAAAAGCUAUGUCUGAGGUUGUCAGUUCGAUAGAAAAAAUUUAUUUACAUCAUAACCUUGCCUUAUGAUUUCUCGAACAAUAAUAUGAAUCACGGACUUUUAAGUGGGGUUAAAUACAUAAUAUGUUCAUUAGAAUAUUUAACGAAUCGUGCUGUCAAGAUUGCUGUUAUUUCCGAAGUUGUAUGGGUGGAAAUGUUAUGUCAAAUUAUCUAGUAAAAAUGUAAAACUAUGAAAAUUAAACGGCUCUUGUUUUUGAAAAAUUAAGUAAUACAUCUCAAUUGGGCUCAUUCACCUGUUUAUCUUCAGACGCUCAAAUUGUAGAACAAAAAUAAGUGUGUUAUUAAAGAUUUAAUCUGCCUCUUUCUUUUUGUCAUAAAAUAAGCAGUUUUUCUAGAAAUUAUCCAAUAUAGUGUUUCAGUUUUUAUGUAUCCCUUUUUUUUGAUACUAGUCAUGUAAA
Molecule: messenger RNA, 2893 nt
Organism: Styela clava
Lineage: Eukaryota; Metazoa; Chordata; Ascidiacea; Stolidobranchia; Styelidae
Product: pleckstrin homology domain-containing family A member 8-like
Biological process (GO): ceramide transport; intermembrane lipid transfer
Cellular component (GO): cytosol; cytoplasm; membrane
Molecular function (GO): ceramide 1-phosphate binding; ceramide 1-phosphate transfer activity
Source: RefSeq, a predicted model, not a curated record